Dufourea novaeangliae is the source of this 694-nucleotide messenger RNA. Its product is annotated as ankyrin repeat domain-containing protein 49-like. NCBI's taxonomy places the organism in Eukaryota, Metazoa, Arthropoda, Insecta, Hymenoptera, Halictidae. The transcript has 3 exons. Bases 50 to 694 code for a protein of 214 amino acids. Gene Ontology annotation, molecular function: protein binding. The record is from RefSeq and is a predicted model, not a curated record.
UUUGAGGUUCGUAGAAUAGAUUAUUUCUGUAAUUGUUUGUAAGAGAAAGAUGUCAUCGUCUGACGAGGGAAGUGACAAGUUGACGGAUUUAGAAGCGAUUCGUGAUAAAAUUUUAAGUGAACCGCGGAGUGAGCGUAUGCAAGUCAGUGCUUGGGAAGACGAUGAUGAUGGAGUAGAAGCUGACCGUGAUGCGAAAGAGCCUGAUGCACAAGAAAUUCUCCAUGCAGCUGAAAAAGGUAAUUUGGAAGAAGUGAAAAAGUUAGUACAAAGAAAUCCGCGAUUGUUAGAAUGCACUGAUAAGGAUGGUUACACUCCGCUACAUAGAGCAUGUUAUGGAAAUCAUGUGGAAGUUGUAGAGUAUUUACUUCAUGCCGGUGCACAGAUAGAUGCUAAAACUAUGGAUGGUUGGCAGCCACUGCACUCAGCUUGUUGCUGGAAUAAUGUGGAAUGUGCUGCAGUCUUAAUUGCAUAUGGAGCAGAUAUCAAUGCUAAGAGCAAAGGGGAUCAAACACCUUUGCAUUUAGCAUGUGCGAGUUCGCACAAUUCUCGUUCCUUGCAACUCCUUCUCCUACAUUCAGACACAAAUCCUCGUUUAGUAAAUUCAAGUGGUGACACAGCGGAACAAAUUGCUAAAAGAUCAGGAAAGUAUUAUCCAAUGUUUGAGAUUAUUGAAGACUGCUUAAAUGUAAUCUGA